This is a messenger RNA of Anguilla anguilla (European eel), 1616 nucleotides long. Its product is annotated as phospholipase A and acyltransferase 3-like. Gene Ontology annotation, molecular function: glycerophospholipid phospholipase A1 activity; A2-type glycerophospholipase activity. The coding region runs from base 640 to 1212 and encodes 190 amino acids. The transcript is spliced from 4 exons. The record is from RefSeq and is a predicted model, not a curated record. NCBI's taxonomy places the organism in Eukaryota, Metazoa, Chordata, Actinopteri, Anguilliformes, Anguillidae. Gene Ontology annotation, cellular component: cytoplasm. Gene Ontology annotation, biological process: N-acylphosphatidylethanolamine metabolic process.
CCCCCCUAUCCUGAACCCCCUAGCCACUUCUACCAGCACCCUCAUCACAGUGGCAGCAGAUGAUGAUCUCUGCGACAUCCCAGAGAAUAAGUCACCCUGUGACCCUCUGACCCCAGCAGUGUCCCAGUUGUAUUUGCUGGUCAGGCAUGUCCCCCCUGGUAAAGUCACCUCAGAAAGCAAUUUUGAGAUUUGAGUCUUGCUAAUGCCAUUUUGUAGCUGAGUGCAACGACUGUUUUGCUAUGGGUAGGCAAGAAAAAGUCUAAAGCUGUCUUUUUGGCAGUAAUCAGAUAAUGUAGGACACAAAAGGUGCACAUGCUGGUGCUUUGAUCAAGUGGGUUCAAAGUAGUGCAUGUUGCAUGUUUAUUGUCAUUAAAAACACCUAGUUUUUAUUUAGCAUUCUGAUGGCUUUGUAUAAUAGCUUUAUCAAUUCUUAUUAGGAUGGAUUGUUAUAAGGCUUGUGGGUAUAACACGUGAAACAGUCAAACCAGUAUGCUGACUUUGAAACAUGUUCAUUUUCACUUUCAAUAUUUAUCCCUCCCUGCUGAGUGUACUAGCAGCCAAUCACGUGGUUAAUUGUUUACCGAAGGGAGGGCUCUGCACACCUCAAGUGAAUUCGUGUACAGGGAGAAAAGCAGCUUUAUGUUAGACAGUGAAAGCAUUCAUAGCCAAAUAUCUUGUCUGAAAAAGAGUAUUGUCAUGGCUCCCACUUUGUUUGAUAAGAAGCCAGAACCUGGGGAUUUGAUUGAGAUUUUUCGGGGCACCUAUCAGCACUGGGCAGUGUACGUUGGAGAUGGUUUCAUCAUCCACCUUGUCCCCCCAACUGAGACAGCACAAGCCGGUUCCUUCAGCAUGAUGUCAGUCAUGUGUGACACGGCCAUGGUGACAAAGGACGAGCUGUGGGCGGUGGUGUGGAAUGAUAAGUACCGUAUCAACAAUCUGCUUGAUGACAAAUACAGACCCAGGAGCCCUAGUGCCAUAGUGAGGGAGGCCAAGAGCCUGGUGGGACAUGAGCUGCCAUACAGUGUCUUUCAAUGGAACUGUGAGCAUUUUGUCACAGAACUGAGAUAUGGGAAAGCUGAGUCACGACAGGUGCGCCAGGCUGCGGAGGUAGGAGUAGGAGCGGGAGUGGCUGCUAUGAUUGGUGUGGGAGUCCUUGCUGUUGCUGCUGCCUACUUUGCAGGCGGGAGCAAAGAAAAGAAGAACAAGCAAUAAGCUGAGGGAGCUCACAGAAAUGCACAACCAACAAGCCUUAAUUUAAUUCUGCUUAUGUUGCCGUAUGCUGACCUUUUCCACAGCUCCAGGAAUGGCAGUCCUGUACAUUUUGUAGCUUCAGGUAUUCAAAGUUACAAAGCAAAUGACAAGAAAUCAAAUAGUUUGAAAUAACUGACAAUGAGUAGUUAUCAUGGUUGCUCACAUAACUCACCUCUGCAUCUGUGAUUCAGUCUGUCGGUAUAGAAUCCUGUUGAUAAAACCUCAAUAAAAAAAUAAUUUUUCAUGCAAUAUUGUUUCAUGCAAUAUUGUAUUUGCUAUUCGUUUUUACAAAUAUGGAAUAUAAUCAGCUCAGUAGUGGAUAGAAAACAUAAUGUGCAACUCAAUAAAAGCAGGUUGAAAUUUCA